UUGAGAAGUCGGCGAAGCACUGAUGAUGAUUACCGAGAGGAAGAUAGCGGUGAUCCAAAUGCCUGUAAAGAUGAUGCAUAUAUUGUUGAUAAAAUUUUAGAUGGCUAUGACCGAAAUAAGCUUCCAGGGGGUACAAGUGUGCAAGUUUUCGUUGAGAUUUGGGUUCAAGAGGUAACAAAAAUCAUUGAAAUAACGAGUGAGUUUGAAUUGGAUAUUUAUGUUACUGAACUUUGGCGUGAUCCUUCGCUUGCAUACGAUCACCAUAAUCCGUGUAAAAAAAAUAUGUCUGUAGAUGGUUUUAAAUUGUUACCGCAAAUAUGGAAUCCUCAAGCGUGUUUUGUAAACAGUAAAGAUGCUUCAAUACAUCGUAGUCCAUUUACAAACAUCUUUUUGAUGAUCUAUAGCAAUGGUACCGUGUGGCAUAAUUAUCGCAUUAAAUUGACGGGUCCCUGUUCGAAUGCCUUACGAACAUUUCCCAUAGACCAACAAAAGUGUAUGCUGUUCUAUGAAUCUUUCAAUCAUAAUUAUGCUCAGGUUGCCAUGGAAUGGACGAAUACCGCACCACCUAUUACCAUACUAAAGCAAAACAUCACCUUACCUGACUAUGUGCUUGUUGAUUUCAAAGCUACAAGUGUUUCAAGGUUGUAUCCGCCAGGAAUAUGGAACGAAUUAGUGGCAACUUUCACUUUUCAGCGUCUUUAUGGUUUUUAUAUACUCCAGGUUUACUUGCCAGCUUAUAUAUCGGUCUUUAUGUCAUGGGUUUCUUUUUACCUCGGACCAACAAGUAUUCCUUCUCGGACAACUGUUGGGGUCAAUUCACUUCUUGCCUUAACUUAUCAGUUCGGCUCGGUGGUGAGUAAUCUGCCAAAAACAAGUGAUGUUAAAGCGAUAGAUGUAUGGAUUUUGAGUUCAAUGGCAUUCAUCUUUGCAUCGUUAAUUGAACUUGCUAUUGUCGGUUACAUGACCAGAAAUGCUGCUCAUAUUGCUUUUGAAUGUCGGUGUUCAAUCUUUUGUCUUAAGUGUCCUAUUUGGACGGCUCGUCGGCUGGAUAAGGCUUCAUCAAUAAUUUUUCCAUCAUGUUUUUUUGUCUUCAACAUCUGGUAUUGGUUCUUCUUCCUCGGGUAA
Messenger RNA from Enterobius vermicularis (human pinworm), 1125 nucleotides. Lineage: Eukaryota; Metazoa; Nematoda; Chromadorea; Rhabditida; Oxyuridae. The record is from the annotation of a GenBank genome assembly.